This is a messenger RNA of Orcinus orca (killer whale), 8308 nucleotides long. It is a transcript of the gene TNFSF15, whose product is annotated as TNF superfamily member 15. The transcript is spliced from 4 exons. The record is from RefSeq and is a predicted model, not a curated record. Lineage: Eukaryota; Metazoa; Chordata; Mammalia; Artiodactyla; Delphinidae. Gene Ontology annotation, cellular component: membrane. Gene Ontology annotation, biological process: immune response. Gene Ontology annotation, molecular function: tumor necrosis factor receptor binding. The coding region runs from base 2445 to 3182 and encodes 245 amino acids.
AUUUAUUGACUUUUUUUAUAAGCAACCAUCUCGAGAGCAGGCAUUGAGCCAGCUCACAUGCAUAAACCUUUCCUCAAAGACCUACUAGCUCAUCCUCUCAAAUCUCCUCUUCAUUCAUUCCUGCGUCUUAUCACAAUAAUCUUCCUCCCAUGACAAACAGAGUGAUUAUUAAGAGAAACAGCAAUGGAAGCCUUUAGAUGUUGUUCUUGGAAACAGGGUCCCAGCUGAUGUUCUUCGUGGAGACUCUUGGAAUGUUGUGUUCUUCAAACCUGCCAACAGGCACUAUCUUAGCCUCCAGAAGUUUAGUAGUAUUCCGGGUGGGCCACUUAAAACCCACACACAUCCAUCCAUAUAUGAAAAUAAAAUGUGUCUAAGUUACAGAAAUCCAGCAGAGCAAAUAAGGAAAUGUGUUCACUCUCAAAUUCUUGCUAAUGACAAUGGGACUCUGAACCAGAAGAAAUGCUCCAGACUCUUAGCUGAGGGUCUGCUUAGACAAAAAUAAGUAGGAUGUUCAAGAAGGUUUCUCAGCAGAGAACUAAAUGAAGUAGAAGGUGGCCAACCAAGGCAGCCAUUUCCUACACAAGGGGAUGCAACCAGGCUCUUCCAAAUUUUUUGAGUUCACCUUCAGUUUUCUGCCUUGCCAAAGGAUCGAGUUCUUUGUCAGCUCUGUCAAUAGCAAGUAAGGAAACAGUCUACAGAAUAAGGCCAUUUCUAGGCUGCUUCUCCACCUCCCAAGAUCAUCAAAGUUACUGAUGCUGGAUAAGCAGUCAUGUCGAUUGGGUUUAGGUUUUCAAAGACUAUGGUACUCAUGACCCUAUGCUAAAAGCGUAUAAUAUAUUCACUUGGCAGCAGAAAUUCUUGCAGUUUCCCAACUGCUCCUGUGCUCUGUUGGGCCUCCUAACUCUUGCACAAGCUUUUAGCCUUGUCUGAAAUGGUCAUUAUCUUUAUUACCUGGUUAAUACCUGUGAGUAUUAUAUACCUGUGAGUAUAUAUAAGAUGCAGUUCAGGUGUAAUCCCCCCUGAUUCUCCCACUUCUGGGCCAGGUUCCUGUUUUCUGGUCUCUGUGUUUCCCCCACUGUCACAGUGCAGGGAACCACUAGUACUUAUCCAUCCACCUCAGCGGAUGAGGGGCUUGCCUGGAAGUUAUAAGGAGCAAUGGCUGAGGGCUUGGGAUUCUGGAGUCAGUUGACCUGGGUUAAAAUCCUGCUCCUCCGCUUUCCAGGUAUAAGACACUGGGCAAGUUUCUUAAUGUCCUAGGCCUAAUUUUCAGUAUGAGGAUAUAAACAGCAUCCACCGUGGAGGGUCACUGCCAGGCUGAAGGAGAUAAGGCACGUGAAGGGCUUGGCACGGCCCAGCGCCGCUACUCGGUGAAUAAACGGUAGCUACACUUACUGCCUUUUUCAUGUCCCUUGAAUCAUUCACCGUGGUCGCCUCUCAUGGCUGGAGUACAGAGAACCUGGAGAAGGAUAAACAGUAGGUACCAAGACUGGGAUGGCAGUUGGCACUUUGAAUGCCAACAUAAGUAUUCGGGACUGUGUUAAAGGUUAUGGGGAGCCAUUGAAGGUUUAUGAACAGAGACGUGUCUCAAAGGGAUGCUUUAGAAAAAGCCCUCUGAAGGCAGGCUAAGAGACGGGUUCAAGAAAAGGAGGAACCAGGUGGAGGAAGCUCUGUUAGGAGCCUGUGGGAAGAAUCCCGGAGAGCAGCGUGCUGAGGCCUGGGGUAGAGGCAUGAAUGAGAGAAACUCCAAAAUAGAAAUGACAGCUUGGGUUUGCGGAAGAAGAAAGAAAGAAAUUUCAGGCUUGGUAACUGAGGAGAGGCAGUAGUGUUGCCACCAACAGAACUAGGAAGUGGAAAAAAGAGCACUGGAAAGGGAAGAAAGUCAGUUAGGCAUUCAAAGACAAGAUCUCUGCCUUCAAGAGGGCUUCCAAUAGAGGUUAGGUAACAUGUUUUGGAGUAAAAAGAGCCUGGUGCUCUGGGCUCUAAUAAGAUCACUGUUAUCACAGGACUGCUCGCAGACCUAGACUCACCAACGACACAGCUGCAUCCACACAACCACACAUGCGUGUAGAGAAUCCAUGCACACAACACCAGACCACAGACACACGUAGACACACAGAUGCAAAAACACAUUGACUCAUACCCUCUUCCACUGAUGUAGCUGUCUUCUCUCAUACUCACAUGGACAUACAAUUUCUCAUUCACAAGUACACACACACACACUCACACAAACACACACGAAUUUUAAGAUGUAAAAUGACAGGUGUUCACGGUGACAUGAGGAUCAGUGGUCUUGGGGACUGUGUAGUUAUGAGGAUCAAAUGAGAAGACUCUGGAUUGAGUCAAAAUUGUAUCAGAGAAGAGAACAUUGGAAAAUGUAAGAGAGUGAUGUCAUUCCUAAACUAAGAGCUUGGUUUUGCUCCUGAGUUUAUACGCAGGUCUUGUGAAUGGUGGUUCUUCAUUUUCCAUGCAUUCUUUGCAUUGACUCAUACAUUUUCUUCAUCUCAAAUCUGGGAGUUAUCUAUCGCUGGGGUUGUUAUUAUUCCCAUUUUUCAGAUGACGACACCAAAACUCAGAGCGGAAGUGUCUUGCUCAAGAUUAUAUUGUUAAUAAAUGGUGGAACCAGGAUUCAAAUUCAGACUCCAAAAGGACAGGAGCUUGGACCUUCAUAUCAGCGAUCUUAUGCACCUCCUGGAGCCGGUGGGGAUAAGCCAAGGGCACACCUGACAGUUGUGAGACAAACUCCCACGCAGUCCUUGAAAAAUCAGUUCCCAGCUCUGCAUUGGGAACAUGAACUUGGCUUGGCCUUCACCAAGAACCGGAUGAACUACACCAACAAAUUUCUGCUGAUCCCAGAGUCAGGAGACUACUUUGUUUACUCCCAGGUCACAUUCCGAGGGACCACAUCCGAGUGUGGUGAAAUCAGCCAAGGGAGCCGACUAAACAAGCCAGACUCCAUCAUCGUGGUCAUCACCAAGGUAACAGACAGCUACCCUGAGCCGACCCAGCUCCUAAUGGGGACCAAGUCAGUGUGUGAAAUAGGCAGCAACUGGUUCCAACCCAUCUAUCUAGGGGCCAUGUUCUUCCUGAAUGAAGGGGACAAGCUCAUGGUGAACGUCAGUGACAUCUCUUUGGUGGAUUACACAAAAGAAGAUAAAACCUUCUUCGGAGCCUUCUUGCUAUAGUGGCAAGGCAGAUGUCGUUGUGUGAAGGUCCUCUGCCUCUUAGCUCCUAAUUUUCCUCAUUCAUAUGUAAUUAUAACUAGAAGGUUUUUUUGGAACAUCCAUAGAGACAGUGGUUAAGCCAUGAAAUUUAGGGGCCCAAAGUUCACACUUUAUGUGCCUUACUGAUGAGAAUACUAAUUGGAAAAAGGCAUAAGAGAACAGACCUAUUAUCAUGGUUUCUUGGAAGAGUGGUGAGUUUCUAAACAUUAAAACACUGAUCACCAGAUGAACGGAACAUUUCCACGCCUUCCUACUACACAUUUGUCACCAGAGGGCCCAGAUACUGUUCAAUUUUAUUAUGAAGCAUUUGCUUCGGUUCAGGAACCUUGAAAACAAAACCUAAUGCCCUAGAAAACAGUGUAAACCCUUGAGAGGCAAAAUCCUACGUCAGUUCCUCUAAACACAUACUUUAAUGCCUUGCCUACAAAAAUGGAAAGAGAGCUGAUAUUUCUCAUAAAUGUUCUCAAAAAAAGAAACUGAUUUUCACGCCAUCUAUGGCAAGUGAGAAAAACUACCUUUCUCUUUACUAUGUACACAUGCAUCAAAACAAGCAAGUGUGAGUUCCACAUGUGUAUGUCGAAAUACAUAUAACAAUAGCAUCUAUUCAGAACAGUGUUCUUGAGCGCCUUUUAUGUGUGUGCUACCUUAACCCAAAAGACCCUAUGAAGACUUGAGACAGACUCUACCCAAAUGUAUAUGAAUACACUAGAUGGCUUCUGGUCAAAUAUCGCUCUACAUAUUCCAAGGACUAAUUCUAAGUUCUAACAAAUCAGACACUGUUACAGAAGAUUUCUGAAGCUCUCCUGACUAUGUAAUAUAACCAGCUGAUUAGGUCACUCAAAAAACUUGAAGACAGAGUUCUAGCUAACAGACCAAUUAUAUAACAAACUUGACUGAUGCCAAGAGACAAUGGAUUUAUUCCCUGGGGGGGAAAUAUCAGUCACCACAUCUGGAGAUGUUAACCGAGAUCUGCUCUGAGGUUUGAUUCACAACUUUCUAUGCAGAGCGUUAUAUGGGUAUUUUUCUCUUAAAAUAUUCAAAGGGAUUUAAAUGUGGAAUUGGCUAAUCAGCCCAGCCAAGGCAUCUUUCCUGAAGAAGAGGCUGAACAUUGAGAAGGUCCUUCCAUUGCUUCAAUGAGUUCAUAUCCUCUAAUCUGUAUGAGUUUUCUGCACUCAUAUGUCAAGGGUUGGAGAGGCAUUUCUGCUCUCUUAGCCUCUGUUGACUUGUCUGUAAAGGAGGAAUCCACCAAUCUGUUUCCCAGGAUCAAAUGAGCUCAUGGGGAUGAAACAUGCUAACUUCAAGCAUUCUGUGAAGUCUGAGAGCAUGUCAGUGUGACAUGCGGAGUGAUCUCCAGCACCUUGGUCUCUAUAAUAAAUGUUCCCUAUUGUGAGAGACCUCACAGGUUGGUCUGAAAGCAAAUUUGGCAAUGACAUCACUCUUACUUACUCUUUUCACCAGGAGACUACAGCGGCAGAGACAUGCAUUAUGGGGUUCCUGAACAUGAUGACUGGUGUAGCAGUACUUGAUCAAUAUCUGUUGAGUUAUAAUUAAAUAAAAAUUAACUUCUAAUUUCUGAGUUGGGAGGUUAAGGUUCUAAAGCCCUCAGCUUCUCAAAACAGCACAGGCCCAGCAUGAGCACAGAGCAGGGCACGGUCACCUCCACCUGGUUCAGAAGUGACUUCACAAGGGGAGUGAAGCCUGAGUGACUCCUGAAAGGAGGUGGGCAGGCAGCGGAUGGCCUCAGGGAAAGGGCAUCUCAGACAGACUAAUUACCCUUUACUUAAAGCAGAAAGGAAAGGUUCCUCAGUAACUACAAACUCAGCUUGAUGAGAGAAUGUUUCCUCAACCAACUCCUAGAACAAUAUUUAUUGUUAAAUCAGGAAUGCUUUAUCAAUGACUCCAGUCUGGCUCCAAGAUCAGAACUAACACCCUAUUAGGGAAAGAAAAUGCUCUGCCUGCAUCUCCAUGAGCACACCCAGCAACCUGGGAUAUGGCAAAGGAUCUGCAUGCAUAGAAGAGUCCAGAGUCCCCUCCACUGAAAGGAACCCCUAUACCAAGGGCCCUCAAACCUUCCCUCUCUUCCACAGGGAAUCUGGUGAAUUUGGAAGUUUAUCCAACAAAUAGGAAUUUCCUACUAUCCUAGAAGACUUGAGGCUUUGGAAAAAUCCCUGCCACACAUUUGUUUUGCUCCUGUCAUAAGCUUGUUUAUUGAAGAUUGUAUUGUGCUCAAGUCUUCACUGCUGAAUUUGUUAAAUUCUCUCUGAUAUUUCUUUUACUGUUCAGAUAGGCCCAGCCAGACAUUCCUAGUGGAACUCAAGUCAGAACUUCUGUUUCCUAGGCAUUAUGUCCAUAGCAAAACUUAGCAUACUAGUUGGGAGAGCGAGGUGGGAGAAUGCUUUUUAAGAAUGUGAUGGUCCCCUAAAAGGAGUAAAUGGGGUGCAUCCAAAGAUUUGGAAGGGAAAAAGGAGCAUGCUUAUGUGCUUUAGAAAAUAGUUAAUUUAGGGAGAAAAUGUUUUACCGAUUCCACGUCUCUGAAAAGGCUGAAUUCAAAUCAAUUCCACAAACACUUACUGAGUACCUACUUGCCCUGGGGAUACAAAGAUAAAUUAUUUUAGUCUCAGGCAUAUUCGUUCUAACUGCUUAGCACCUCCACUGUCUGCAGACCCUUUAUUAUUUUGGUUGUGUUAGCUAAUUAAUUAGCUAACAUUAGACACAUGGAUAUUUUCUCAUUACGAAAAUGGGUGACAUUUGAUGAAGGAUGAUCAUUAACAAAAUGACUUGUGUUUACUCUAAGUGUUUUUUUAAAUAGCUAUUCAACGAUAGUUCUCCAUAAAUAAAAGGGGGGAAAAUAAAGGUACUUUCUGUGCUAAAAUCCAUUAUUUAAGCCACAUGUAGAGAAAGGUUAUUAUCUCCUGGACUAGAGUUUGGCCAUCAACACCCAUGAAAAUAUUAGAACUUUAUGGAUAACCCAGAUGUUUUGAAAAGCCUGUGUUUCUCAGCCAAUACAGAAGCCAUGAUCAAAAUGCAUGGGGUCACUAGUAUUUUGACCCUGGUUUAGAUCUAUUUGGAACAAAAUUGCUUAAGCUACUAAAAUUCCUAGCUUUUUUUGACUAACAUACUGUAGAAUGUGAAAAAGUACACUUUCACAUCCAGAAAGGUGUCUGGUUCAGUUCAAUAACUAGGCAUGCCAGAGCCCUUGCCUCUAUUUCAGUCUAGGCUAUGUCACCCCAGAGGAAAUUCCACCUCUGCGAUCGUCAAUAACCCCUCUGGCUUAUAAAAGUUCAACUAGUUCACUGUGCACACGGCAGGUCUGUUACCAAGUUUCUCUCGCAAGGUGUUUUCCCAAGUCCUCUCCCUGUCGUGUUUCCAUGAUUGUGACACUGGGGAUUAAUUCUUCAGCACAGGACUCUUUACACGUUACACCUUGCAAAACACAUGCAGAAGCCACUCGCCUCAAGACUUCUUACUCUCCCAGGACCCAGAGUCCUGGAAGUAUUCUGCCAUUUUUAGGAGAAAUUUUUUAAACAAUGUACCACUGUCCUGGAUAUUAAGAGCUAUUGCAUCACACUGACAGCUGGGCCUGGGAAGAAUUCAGUGGACUAUUAACCCCUGAAUGCUUUUGCUCCAGCAGUGAGAGAGUGAGGGUCAGAGUAGUCACAUCUAUGCCCUGCUCCACUCUGUUAACCAUAUUUACAACUUUCCAAGCUCUGAGACACAUUUACCCCCUGCCAUCCAUUCCAUCACCCAUUUUAAGAAGAAAAUACCAUACCAGCUCAGACAGGACUUACUUGUUCAGAACCACACAAUGAGUUAAUGGUGAUCUAGAGCUAAGAUACUGUUCCCCUGAAUCAUAAUCCUAGGCUCACCCAAUUACCCUCUGCCCUUAUUAAAUAGUAAUUAAUAAUAACUGGAGGAGAAAUUGGAGGAAGACAUGAGAAAUAUUAUCAAAUAUCUAUGGGGUGACGUAGAAAGGGGGAAGAAAUUUCUUCCAUGUCUCCCUAGAGGAAAAAGCUAGGGCUAAUAAGUUGGAGUUACAGGGUUACCAUUUCUGGCUUGAUAUCCAAAUGAACUUUCCACCCCAAAAUAGAAUGUCCCCAGAUAGUGAUUGCUCAGUCCCAGGAGACAUUCAAGCAAAGGGCUCAUCUCAAGGCUUUUGUAGAAACCAUUCCUUCAUUGAGGUGAGAGAAAGGAUUGAGCCAAAGGAUUUCUGAGGUCUUUUCCAAAUCUUUGAUUACACGGUCUUUUCAAUUGACUUCUGUGUGUUCUAUUUGAUCAUUAAGAACCUGACAGGUCUUGUCAAGAGUUCUGGACUUCUAGCUUAGAAGUGGUUGCCAUUUCCCACUUGUUCAGAGAUUGUCCAACACAAGUGACUCUGAGAUGUUGACCAAUAGAGCACAUCAUGGAAUUUUAGAGCUGACGGGAUCUGCAGAGCUUAUCUGCUCCAAGUUACAUCAUUUUAAGGAUGAAGGAAGCAAGGCUCAGAAAGGUGACGUAAAUGGCCCAAUGCCAGACAGUAGCUAGUAGCAGCGUGAGGCUAGAAUGCAUAUCUCCUGACACCCAGCCCAGCAAUCUUUCCAUGUCAUCCACGACUCAGUUAUUUUCUUGAGCAUAUGUCACAUGGCAGCACUUACCUAGAUGCUGGAGAGCCAAGGCAAGAGGGAGUAUGACAGGCAAGUCCCACUACCAUGUUGCAUAUGUGUUCAGGAGGAAGGAGACACACAAUGUUGAGUAAAUAAAGUAGCUGAACUUAAUCAGAUGACUUUAUUUGUAAAGUCAUUAAAAUAUGUAACUUCCCCUCUUUUGUUUCAGGGGUGAAAAGAUUAAACAAGUAUAGGUGUUUAUGUGGUUUUAAUGAUAAGCCCCAUGUGCUUUUACUGAUUUUAUGUUUUAUGUUAAAACAUCACAAACCCAAGGUAAAUUGCAUAUUGUAUGUUGUUGGAUAUGUAUUUAACUGAUGUAAGUGCCCUGUCUUCCAGCACUACUGUAUGGAUUCCAAUCACUGUGAAUGAAAUGUUGUACGUGUUUAAAGUAUUUAAUAGAUGUAACUUAAUAAAUUGGCAUUGAAAGCUGCAGAAUUUUAAUAAUUA